Messenger RNA from Racocetra persica, 361 nucleotides. The record is from the annotation of a GenBank genome assembly. NCBI's taxonomy places the organism in Eukaryota, Fungi, Glomeromycota, Glomeromycetes, Diversisporales, Gigasporaceae.
AUGUAUCGACAAUUUUUAAAGACAAACCAUUUUAAAUUUACUGCCAUAGCAGAAAAAAAUUUUGGCCUAAUAGCUAUAAAGAAGCGGCAUUAUGCACAGGGCUCACAAAAUUCGCGUAUCGUUGUCAAGAACCCAGUGGUGGAUAUAGACGGAGAUGAAAUGACUCGUAUAAUUUGGGACAAGAUCAAGAAUACUUUGAUUUUCCCAUACGUCCAACUUGAAAUCAAAUAUUAUGAUUUAGGAAUUCAAAACCGCGACGCUACCAAUGAUCAAGUAACCAUAGAUGCUGCUGAGGCGAUCAAGAAAUACAGUGUAGGCAUAAAGUGCGCAACAAUCACACCAGAUGAACAGAGAGUUAAAG